AUGAAUGUUAAUGGAACAUUUACUCCUUAUAUUGGGUGUGUAAAUGAUACAACUGGACCACUCAGCAAGCAUCAUCGUAUGGGUAUUCAAGGUCAUGCAGUCUUGGAUCUACAGUUCUUAGAGGACCUCUUUAACAAGAACCUCAUGCCAGCAGCUGAAGAAUGCGGAGCUUUUGAACCUUUAGUAUCCCGCAGAAAAUUCUGUAACCGAGAUCAUCCCCAGGGGCCUGGUCGUUUAAUACAUUACAAAUGUGAUGCUAUUUUCAAUGCCUUAGUCCCUGUAAAUAUUGUGCAAUGCCCUUAUUUUCUUUUUGUAUCUCAUGGGGUUCAUAAACAUCCGCCUCCACCACCAACAAAGGCACCAGAGCGGAUCCUCCAAGGAGUGAAGGAUCUGAUUCUUCAAAUCCGUGAUCCUACUAUGACAACAGCUCAAUUCCUUCGAAGUCCCCAGCUUGAGACAUUCUGCCAGCAAUAUAAUGCCUCUACCUUAGCAGAAAUUCACACAAGUUUCUGUAAUAAGGAUCGUAUUGCUGCGAUUAUCCAGAAGCAACGUCUGCUUUCCUAUCCUAAUGGUCAGGAGAUUGAUGGAUUAAUCUUCCUCCAGACUACAGAAGGUAUCUUUAAGGAAUAUAUCCAAGAAUACUAUCAUGAUGCUCAAAGUAGCAUGGUUUUUUGCGGAUAUAAGAGUCAGAUUCAGCUCUUAUCUCAGUUACAGUCUUUUAAGGUUGAUAUGUCUUACAAGCGUAUCCGGGCAAAGGAAAUGAAUGAGGUUUUAUUUGCUACAUUUCUUCCUGAACAGGCUAAAAUCAUCACAUUAUUACGUGUUUUUACAAAUAUGGAUAGUACUGAGGGCUACUAUUUAUUGUUUAAACGCGCCUUUGCUCUUCUUGAAAGAGUAUCUGGUAGGCCUGUUUGUUUUGACCACCUUCAUAAUUCUGGGAUAUACGGGAUUAUUGUUGACAUGGAUACAAAGCAGUAUAGUGGCCUUGGCCAGUACCUUGCGGAGAUUGACCCAGAACAUAAUGAUAGUAUAUGGCAGCUGCAGCAUAUUAUCGUAUUCUGCCGGGUUCAUUUUCAACGGAAUAUUCUAAAGGCUAUUGGAACACGGCAACAGGGGUCAGAACAUGAGCCCCCUCCAGUCCAAAAUUGGGCUAUUCAAAAGAAGGCUGCAGUCAUCAAAGCAGGCCUUAAUAAGGCCUGCUCCAGAAUUCAGCCUGUUUAUUUUGAUCAACUUCGUAAUCAUACAAAUGCAGUUGAGCAGUCUCACCAGAAAUCAUAUGCUUCAGGAAAGUAUUUAACUCUGGUUGAAGCAGUUAGAAACUCUGCUAAGCUUGACAAGGCUGAUAUUCUACAAUAUCAAAUCUUUGUUCGGUUUAAUGUCUGUCACUUAUCCCAGACAGCAAAUAUGGAAGUGAAUUAUCUCCGAUCCCAGGAACGGGAGACGUUGGGCUCGAAACAAGAGGGAUUUGGGCCGCCAGCAACGAUCGUACGGGUGAAGGAGACGUUCCCCGAUGUACCGGGUGUUGAGGGUAUGAUUGGCAGUUGGACCGGCGCCGGGAGAUUAUCCGAGCCGCACGAACUUCUUCGGCGAGAAAACGAAUUCAAUUUUACUUCUUUCUUCUUCCACUCCGUCAAUCCCGUCAACCAGCACCGCCGCGGAUCCAAGUCGACAACAAUGCCUCCCAAGUCCGGAAAGAAGACUGCUCCCCUCCCUUACCCUCAGGGCAAGGCUGGUUCUGGCAAGAAGGGCCCCAAGAACCCUCUCAUCGAGAAGCGCCCCCGCAACUUCGGUAUUGGCCAGGACAUCCAGCCCAAGCGCAACUUGUCCCGCUUCGUCAAGUGGCCCGAGUAUGUCCGUCUGCAGCGCCAGAAGAAGGUCCUGAACCUCCGUCUCAAGGUUCCUCCUUCCAUCGCUCAGUUCCAGAACACCCUGGACCGCAACACCGCUGCCCAGACCUUCAAGCUCCUCAACAAGUACCGCCCCGAGACCAAGGUCGAGAAGAAGGAGCGUCUCCACGCCGAGGCCACCGCCGUCUCCGAGGGCAAGAAGAAGGAGGAUGUCUCCAAGAAGCCCUACCACGUCAAGUACGGUCUGAACCACGUUGUCGGUCUCGUUGAGAACAAGAAGGCUUCUCUCGUUCUCAUCGCCCACGACGUUGACCCCAUUGAGCUGGUUGUCUUCCUUCCCGCUCUCUGCCGCAAGAUGGGUGUCCCCUACGCCAUCGUCAAGGGCAAGGCCCGUCUCGGUACCGUUGUCCACAAGAAGACCUCCGCUGUUCUCGCUCUCACCGAGACCCGCUCCGAGGACAAGGCUGAGUUCUCCAAGCUCCUCUCCGCCAUCAAGGAGGGCUACACCGACAAGUACGAGGACUCCCGCCGCCACUGGGGUGGUGGUAUCAUGGGUGCCAAGGCUGUCGCCCGCCAGGAGAAGAAGCGCAAGGCCAUUGAGGGUGCCAUCCGCGUCUAA
This is a messenger RNA of Aspergillus affinis, 2466 nucleotides long. Its product is annotated as 60S ribosomal eL8 domain-containing protein. Gene Ontology annotation, biological process: ribosome biogenesis. Bases 1 to 2466 code for a protein of 821 amino acids. The transcript has 14 exons. NCBI's taxonomy places the organism in Eukaryota, Fungi, Ascomycota, Eurotiomycetes, Eurotiales, Aspergillaceae. Gene Ontology annotation, cellular component: ribonucleoprotein complex. The record is from RefSeq and is a predicted model, not a curated record.